AUGACGCCCCGAACGCCCCCGAUGAUGGCGACGAGCCCGCUCAAGGACGCGAUGGCGUCGGAGCUCAAGGGCAAGCCGGUCUCGCCGUACGUCAAGAUGGCCGCGGGCAUGGCGGGCGGCGUCGCCGAGGCGUGCUUGCUCCAGCCGCUCGACGAGGACGGCGACGGCAAGCAGCUCGAAGUGUGGAAGACGCUCAUCAACGGCCUCGUCGCGGGCUCGCUCGGCCCGUGCUUGAACUCGCCCAUGGACGUCAUCAAGACGCGGCUCAUGGCACAGGAGACGGUCAAGGGCGUCGAGCCCAAGUACCGCGGCUUUGUCCAUGCGUUCGGAGUCAUUGCGCGCGAAGAAGGCAACGCGGCGCUCUGGAAGGGCCUCGUGCCACGCCUGACGCGCAUGGCGCCAGGCCAAGCCAUCACGUGGACCGUCGUCAUGCGCGUCACGUCCUUUUUUGAAAACAACUAA
Molecule: messenger RNA, 462 nt
Organism: Saprolegnia parasitica CBS 223.65
Lineage: Eukaryota; Oomycota; Saprolegniomycetes; Saprolegniales; Saprolegniaceae
Exons: 2
Coding region: 1-462 (153 amino acids)
Biological process (GO): succinate transport; fumarate transport
Source: RefSeq, a predicted model, not a curated record